This is a messenger RNA of Sorex araneus (European shrew), 717 nucleotides long. Its product is annotated as olfactory receptor 14J1-like. The coding region runs from base 1 to 717 and encodes 238 amino acids. NCBI's taxonomy places the organism in Eukaryota, Metazoa, Chordata, Mammalia, Eulipotyphla, Soricidae. The transcript has 2 exons. Gene Ontology annotation, molecular function: olfactory receptor activity; G protein-coupled receptor activity. Gene Ontology annotation, biological process: G protein-coupled receptor signaling pathway. Gene Ontology annotation, cellular component: membrane. The record is from RefSeq and is a predicted model, not a curated record.
AUGUAUGUGGCAGCUACUUUCUCCAUCCACUUCUGUGGCCCCCGCGUCAUUCACCAGUUCUUCUGUGACAUCCCCCAGCUCCUGAAACUCUCCUACUCUAUUACUGAGAUGGCCAUGCUCACGCUGAUGUCCUAUGACCGCUACCUGGCCAUCUGCCUUCCUCUGCAAUAUGACGUCAUCAUGAAUGUCAGAACCUGUGUCCAGGGAGUUGUUGGUGUGUGGGUCAGUGGGACCAUCUCUGGAGUCAUGCAUACGGCAGCUACUUUCUCCAUCCAACUCUGUGGCCCCCACAUCAUUCACCAGUUCUUCUGUGAUAUUCCUCAGAUCUUGAAACUCUCCUGCUCUAAUGACUAUAUCUAUGAGAUCGGUGUCACUGUCUUCCUGUCUUUUUUGGCAUUUCUUUGUAUUGUCUUUAUUGGAUUCUCCUACAUGCAGAUAUUUUCUUCUGUGCUGAGGAUGCCAUCUGCUGAGGGCAGAGCUAAGGCCUUUUCCACUUGCCUUCCCCACCUCACUGUUGUCUUGUUAUUUAUUUCUACUGCUGCAUUUGAGUACUUAAAAUCUCAUUCAGAAUCUCCAACUGUGUCAGACAUUUUUCUCACUAUUAUGUAUACAGUAGUUCCACCAACAUUCAAUCCAAUGAUCUACAGCCUUCGAAAUAAAGCCAUUAAGUCAGCUAUAAGAAAGGUUUUUAAGAAAAAUAAAGUAUAUCUGUGUUGA